UCCUGUCGACAACGUAGUUACCUGUUUCUUUCCUUCUAUCGAAGCUCCCUUUCCCCGUAACGCCACAACCACCAAUGCUUUCCUUCUUUUUCCUCACCGACCACCGUCUCUCUUUCUCUCUCCUCUUUUUUUUUUACUCGUUAAAUGAUUAAUUUCUAAUUGUUCUUAUAACCCCCAACAAUAAUUUAGCCUUCUAAAGAAGUUUAGAAAAAUCCCAUCAAAAAUUUCUGUAAAAAAUUUACAGAGAUUGAUCAUAUUGUAUUGUAUUUGUACACCUUGGUUAAAAAAGAUCAGUGUUUUUGAGCAAGUUUCAAUUUUUUUUUGUGGGAUUAUUUUUGGAUGGCAAACUUAAACGGCAUAGUUGCAGAAAACGGUGUUUGUCACAAGGAUACUAUUAAUGGAGGGCAUGAUGUUUGGAGUUGUGAAAAUGGAGUUUCUUCUUCUUCUUCUGAACACCUAGUUGUUAUGGUUCAUGGCAUUUUGGGCAGUGCUGCUGAUUGGAAGUUUGGAGCGGAGCAGUUUGUUAAAAUGCUUCCAGAUAAAGUAUAUGUUCAUUGCAGUGAGAAAAAUGGGGCAAAAUUGACUUUAGAUGGUGUAGAUGUCAUGGCUCAGAGACUGGCUGAUGAGGUACUGGAGAUUAUUAAAGACAAGCCUAAUCUUCGCAAAAUUUCCUUUGUUGCACAUUCUGUUGGUGGUUUAGUUGCAAGAUAUGCAAUUGGUAUAUUGUAUCAACCUUCACUUUGUGGAAAUGUUGUGGACUCAUCGACUAACAAUUCUCAUGAGAAUGCAAGGGGUACAAUAGGUGGUCUUGAAGCAGUGAACUUUAUUACUGUUGCUACUCCUCAUCUCGGUUCACGUGGUAAUAAGCAGGUACCAUUCCUCUUUGGUCUGACUGCUAUUGAAAAAGUUGCUGGCCGUGUGAUUCAUUGGAUAUUUAGAAGAACAGGUAGACAUCUUUUCUUGACGGAUGGUAAUGAUGAAGGGAAGCCUCCAUUGCUUAAACGAAUGGUGGAAGAUAAUAGUGAACAUUGUUUCAUAUCAGCGUUGCGGGCUUUCAGACGUAGAGUGGCAUAUUCAAAUGUUGGAUAUGACCAUAUUGUGGGCUGGAGAACGUCUUGUAUUAGACGGAGGAGUGAAUUACCUAAGUGGGAAGAUUCCCUUAAUGAGAAAUACCCGCAUGUAGUCCAUGAAGAAUUCUGCGAAGCGCGCGAACCAAUUGAAACUGUUUCAGAAGAAGAUCAUAUUUCUGACAAAAUAGAAGAGGAACUUGUGACAGGUCUAGCACAGGUGUCAUGGGAGAAGGUUGAUGUCAGCUUCCACAGCAGUAGAUCGAGGUUUUCUGCCCAUAGUGUAAUACAGGUAAAAGACCAUUACAUGCAUGCAGAAGGAGCAGAUGUUAUCCUGCAUAUGAUUGAUCACUUUGUAGUCUGAGUGAUUUGCAAAUGUAAUGCCAACGUCAAGCCAUAUGGUGGUUUGAGUCUCAUUCAUUCGAGCAACUGGUUGGGAUGGCUCGUGCACUAAAAGAUCGGUAUUUCAUGGAAUUUUCCUGUUUGCUUUGCGCAAGGAUUAGAAGAGAGGUGCAGAGCUGUCUGGAGGCUGUAUGUAUUUAUAUAUGCUGAAGAGUUGGAACCUGAUCUGUUUAUGGUUAAAUUUUGUCAAUUCUUUAUGGUUCAAUUGUAAAUGAAUGUUACAAAAUAAGGAUAAAGGGGGAACUACAAAUAUCUAAAUUGAGAUCUGCUGCAUCAAUUAAAUGAAGUAUGAAGUUCAGUUGAUUAUAACAAAGAUAAUUACCGUCUCAGCUGCUUACCAUUGGAGAUGCUCUAAUCUCGGACUUCAGUAUGCUGUAGGCAUUAGAUUUGGUUGUCCAAUGAAAACAUUUAUAGGAGUAUAUUUUUGGUCUGA
Molecule: messenger RNA, 1902 nt
Organism: Beta vulgaris subsp. vulgaris (sugar beet)
Lineage: Eukaryota; Viridiplantae; Streptophyta; Magnoliopsida; Caryophyllales; Amaranthaceae
Product: putative lipase YDL109C
Exons: 10
Coding region: 340-1431 (363 amino acids)
Source: RefSeq, a predicted model, not a curated record